Molecule: messenger RNA, 1275 nt
Organism: Diaporthe citri
Lineage: Eukaryota; Fungi; Ascomycota; Sordariomycetes; Diaporthales; Diaporthaceae
Exons: 4
Coding region: 1-1275 (424 amino acids)
Biological process (GO): protein phosphorylation
Molecular function (GO): protein kinase activity; ATP binding
Source: RefSeq, a predicted model, not a curated record
AUGAGGCAAGAGCACACGAGGGCCUACGCGAGGAUGCGGUCAUGCUUCCGCUACGUAAAAUGUCUUGGAUGGGGAUGCGACGGUAUUGCGUCGCUUUGGAGAUAUUCGCCUGGUCCUGGCCAGGAGCACCUGGUGGUCAUGAAGAUGAGCUCAAAAUGGACGCGUGUCGAUGGUCAGCCAGUGCCAGCGAACGACGACAAGGAGAAACAUAUCAUAACUCAACUUGGACGUGCACCGCACAUUGUACACCGCUUCUAUACGGCACGCCAUCCCAGGAGAAACACUGGUACCAGGAGGUCUGCUCGGGCGGCAGAGCAGGUGGCACGUAUGGCCAAUCUAAUCGACGGGCCCGAGGGCUCCAGCUACUUCCUGAUGGAAUACUGCAAGCUUGGCAACUUGGAGGGUCACCUCCGGAGGGCAGCCCGGGACACGCCAGCCCAGAACCCGGGUGGGAGAAGAACGGAGAGAUAUCUCCCAGAGGCCAUCAUCUGGCGUUUCUUCGACUGCCUUGUGAAGGCUUGCAUUGCGAUGCAAGAGCCGCCGUUACAAAGCACCGUCCUUUUCCCGCCCGUUGGACCGCUUACUGCAGUCACGGCAGGGACAGGUUACCUUCCUGAAGUAGUUACCUGGGCCACCCUCGCGGGGAAUUCAGGAUUUGAGGGCAUAGCACACAUGGAUCUUGAACAAUUUGGUCAUGAUUGGGAUUUCAUACCUCGCCAUGAAGACCCUUCUGACGAUGUUAAUACAAUCUGGCCGUGGCAGCCCCAGUGGAUGCAGCCCUGGCUCCCGCCUCCACCAUUCACGGCGGGCCCAGCGAGGUAUACCGCUGCGUCCAACGUAUGGCACAUGGGAAUGAUGAUCAAAGUUUGCAUGACAUUGGCGGAGCCUGACUUCCCGCCCUAUGCAGGAAGAUUUAAAACGGAUGAGCCACCGAACCCAACGCCGGAUCAGGAGCGAUGGACAUAUGGGUGGUCACUAUUGGAUAACAGCGACCCGGAUCUAGCAGCUCCGCAGUGGCGCGGCAUGUACUCGCCCGCUCUGCGGAGACUUGUGGCGAGAUGCCUCAUGGCGAAACAGGACCACCGCCCUGAGCUGCAAGAUAUACAGGCAAGAAUCGAUACUGCACUAGCCCAACCGCACCUUCAAGUUGUCCCACCGUAUUGGACAAAUACCUUCUUUCGUGAACCGCCGCCUCCAAGGCCACCCCGAGACACUGAGGACGUGAACGACAUAGAUCCAUUCUGGGACUAUAACAGGGCACAAGGACUAUUGUGA